Amoebophrya sp. A25 is the source of this 1760-nucleotide messenger RNA. The record is from the annotation of a GenBank genome assembly. NCBI's taxonomy places the organism in Eukaryota, Dinophyceae, Syndiniales, Amoebophryaceae.
AGUAUCUGGAAUCCGUUUUAUAUGGCAACGGAAGAAAAAAGGAGAGGUCUGAAAGUAGACUGGAAGGCGCCCGACGCGAAGAAGGUCCUUCAGUCAACGCCGACGAAAUUAUGGGGAGGUGAGAUUAGGCAGUAGACCUGCGCCUUUGUCGGUUGUGUGAUACAUAAUAAAGUUGUAGGCGGCGACAGCGACUCGUGCUUUUUCAGCAUUUUUUAAGCUUUUCACCCAAGAAAGAGUGAGUUUGCAACUGAGUAAAUGGGUAUGAAGCUGAGCAAGCCUUUAUAUUUUUAUAGCCCAUUCUCCGGCUAAAGGUAAAGAACAUCACGUGGGCGAGUAGAAUUCCGAGAGAUUUUAAGGGAGGACAUGGCUGGCGCUCUUAGUAGGGGGGUUGACACUCGGCUGAGAUGCUUAUGCUAUCGUUUCUAACGCUGCAGGAACGUGUGAGCGAAGGCGCCUCGACGACUGUGCUCAGCGUCCGAAGAGACUACGUGUGUCGCCCAGAUCGCGUAGGACAGAAAAAUGCCGGACCGAACAAAGACUAUCAGUGCUCCACUGGCGACGCUCUCUUACAUGCGCUGAAUGCGCACAGUCCGGAAAGUGUUGAGGUACCAGCCCAGAAGGUUAUCGUUAUGGCUACUAUCAAACGCAAAGCCAAAGGCUUCAGGUUUCAUUCGGGAUCGGGUUUUUCUAGAUAGAAUCAAAAAGGAACUCUAGCUGGCGCAGAUGGCUAGACUGAGGCUGAGCACGCAGCGACCAAUGUAGAAGACUGACACUAUACGCGUGUGAGCAGCGCAGUCGCCCAUCUAAUCGCAAGUAUUUGAGUGAGCGGUUCAGUGCAGAGGCUACGAAGUUGCAAAAAUCCGUUUUGAGCCACGGCGUUUACUUGGUGAAAAUGGAUUGCGGCGGGGAAGUCGGCAACGCACCAAACGAGCCAACAUCCUUGGGCAGCUUAUGGCUAAUUGAGCUGUCACUAAGUUGAAGGAUGACGCGUCAAACUCGCAACGGCUGACGGCCGUUCCCGUCCUCACACAAGGAGAUUAGCAAUGCUGGGUAAUGGUUAACUAACUAGGCGCAGCUUCACUUUAUUCUUUAUUGUAUUUGAUACUGAAAUAGCAUGAACAUGAUGGUCGCGAGGCCACUACCAGACUCUUGCCUCUAAUCUUUGCAAAUCUUGAAGCCGCCUCUCCCAGAGAUGGGGAACCCGAACCAAAAGAUCCGGAGGAGUUUUUUGAUUUGCAGGCCCUCGAACUAACGCCGGAAGAGCAGAAGCUUUGCCUGCAGCGCUACGACGAAGCGGCAAACGAGUCCUAAGGAGUAAGGACAAGUAGGUCAGUAUCAAUAAAGGACAGGAAGAAGAUCUUGAGUUGUAUCAGCUUCGUUGGAUAAAAAGGCGAAAUGGGAAGUAUGCUUAUUUCGAUUUUAUAUUGUAGUUCGUACUGAUACUUCCUAUUGUACGCUGCAUGCUAACAAAUUGAUGAGUCAAUGAAUCACUUGAGUUGGCGUGCUUUAAGUAGUGUUUGAAGUCUGAUUUCUUCAGCAAUCGCUGCACCAGCUUGCGCUUGCUGCUCUAACGUCAGGACCGAAAAAGUGGACGCUUUUGGAUACCUUGGCGGGCAUUUGUUCAGUUGGGUGGUGACCGUGUGCCCACAAGACUCGAAGUCAGGGAUUACAAGUUGCCCGACUUCAAUCUCGUAACGACGGAAAGAGCACUAGAGCCGAUCCCGAUAGGUCCAGACUUUCAAGAAUAUCGGAAAGCGGAC